AUGGCUUUUGACGCCUGCAUCUGCAAAGUUAUAGGCCAUAUGCAGCCUACUCUGGAAAAGUUUAUUUUGACGUCGGCAACCGCAGGCCUUAGGGCUAUCUGUGGCGUCAACUGGAAAUGGACACUCUCAUGUGAUGUUCAUCUUCAGCUCUUUCAGAGCGGCUUUAUAUUCACGGCCUUCGUGGCCGGCGCCGACUGUGUCGAUCAUCUAGUCUUAAUACGCCGGAAGUACUACCGAAAUACCACGACGCUGUUCGCAGUGGUGCUCUCUGGAUUUUUGCAUCUGAUCAUAAGCGUGUACAUGUUGACAAUUGCCAAAAAUUACAUAAAAAAACGCGUAAAACAGGGGCCUCAGAGCGUCGGCUCGUGCAUGGAUUACUCGAUGACGGCGGCGUUUGCAAACGGGAUGGUGCUCGUGUUUAUUGUGCAUAAUGUUUAUGUUCAGAACUUUAAAUGGUCGAUGUCUUCGUGUCUAGCAUACGCAGGCACACUUGGUUGCAUCAUCACAAGAAGUUUUUCCAUUAUCAAGAUUGUGCCGCAAAAUAGCCCACUUCCAGUUGAACAAAAUUCGCUUGUGACGCUUGGGACGCUGACUCCGUCACUGUUUAACUGCAAUUCGGGUUACUUCUGGGACAUAUUGCCAAGUUUAUUACAGACAGUAAUUUUCACUUUUAUUUGCUCAGAAUAUAUUGGAAAGGUCCUAAUUCGAUCACAAUAUUGGAAUAAUGAGGUAAAAUCAAACGGCUAUUGUGACUGUAAACAUAAGAGGAAGCCCCUUAUGCAGGUGUGAUAAGCUGUAAAUUUCUGUGGACAGGUUAUUUAGAAAAGUGUUGUUUAAAAGUAAAGACACAUUUCCUUGGAAUGGGAAAUCCAUCGUUAUGUUUCCAUAAAACUGUGAUACUAUGCUCAAAUAUGUUUGUAGCACUUAUUAGCACCUAAAGGUAUAAUAUUGACGGAGUUAAAGACGAAAUAUUGUUGAAUAUUUACACUUGGUGUCAUCUUCUUUCAUUUUAUUAAAAUGUUACUUAUGGCAAGAAACAACAUGUUAAGAUGGAACUUGGGACACAAUUAUGCUAAGUAUGUCGGGAAGCUUAUGCGUAGCCUAAAAUGCAUAAACUUGAGAUCUUCAAUGUGGACAGAAACACUUGCUGUGACGAGUUGUUAAUGUUUAAACAUGAUAUUUGUAUGCAAAAGAAGUUGUUUAUAUAUAUUUAAAUGGAUAAAAUGAUAUAUAAGUCUCGUGAUUAGAUACUAAAUAAGGCUGUGAUAAUUGAAUAAUAUCCAAAUGAAAUAAUGUUAAAAUGUCGAUGUAUUUUUUUAUGUGUACAUUGGCAUUUGUAGUAAAGCAUAAUGUGACUGUAUUUAGAUAAACUUUCACUAUUCGCAAUCAGCACAACCAAAAGGUUUCAUAACGACAUUGCAAUUUACCCGGUGAAAUAUGAACAGGAAUAAUAAAAGCAAAGCUCAUGCGUUAUUUCCUCAACUGGCAAAAUACGCAACCACAUCAACCAUCUCGUUAGAACUUCACAGAGACGCAUAUCAAAACCAUGCUUUGAAAACUCAUUAAAUGCCUUUAUCAAAUAUACUUUGGAAAACAAUAAA
Messenger RNA from Mya arenaria, 1601 nucleotides. RefSeq lists its product as uncharacterized. Lineage: Eukaryota; Metazoa; Mollusca; Bivalvia; Myida; Myidae. The record is from RefSeq and is a predicted model, not a curated record. The transcript is spliced from 4 exons. Bases 1 to 789 code for a protein of 262 amino acids.